AUGAUUGUGUCCAACGUGAGCCUUAGUAGUUGCACAAGCUCUGACAGCGCUUGGUGUGCCACCGACAGCGAGGGGCACCUGGAUGCGCCCUCUCAUAGUACGCUGAGCCCGACAGGGCACCUGAUCGUGGCGGUGUGUCUUGGAUUCAUCGGCACCUUUGGUUUCCUCAACAACCUGCUUGUUCUCGUGCUCUUUUGCCGCUACGAAAAACUUCGGUCGCCCAUAAACCUACUACUGAUCAAUAUUUCCUUCAGUGAUCUGCUGGUCUGUGUGGUUGGAACUCCGUUCAGCUUCGCUGCCAGCACGCAGGGACGAUGGCUCAUCGGACCGAUUGGAUGCGUGUGGUAUGGCUUCGCUAAUACAUUAUUCGGUGUGGUGUCUCUUAUCACAUUGGCUGUGCUGUCCUAUGAGCGUUACUGUACCAUGAUGGCCCCCACAGAGGCCGACGCCACCAACUACCGCAAGAUUGGCUUGGGCAUUGGCCUGUCCUGGGCCUACUCACUGGUUUGGGCGGUGCCACCCCUCUUCGGCUGGAGCAAAUACGGGCUGGAGGGCCCUGGGACCACCUGCUCUGUGAACUGGACCGGCAAGAACGCCAACAAUAUCUCCUACAUCAUCUGCCUCUUCUGUUUCUGCCUCAUCCUCCCAUUCAUUGUCAUUGUCUACUGCUAUGGGAAGCUGCUGCAAGCCAUCAAACAGGUGAGCGGAGUCAACAGCAGUGUGACUCGUAAGCGCGAACAGCGGGUGCUCUUCAUGGUAAUCACCAUGGUGGUCUGCUACCUGCUAUGCUGGCUGCCCUAUGGCAUCAUGGCUCUGCUGGCCACCUUCGGCCGCCCAGGUCUGGUCACUCCCGAGGCCAGCAUUAUCCCCUCCAUCUUGGCAAAAACCAGCACUGUCAUCAACCCCGUCAUCUAUAUCUUCAUGAACAAGCAGUUUUACAGGUGCUUCCUGGCUCUGCUGAUGUGUCAGACACCCCAGAGUGGCUCCAGCUUCAAGAGCUCGUCCAAAAUGAACAAACCCUUCCGAACCGUGCGCCAUACUCACGACAACAACUUAACCUUCAUGGUGGCAUCCGCUGGACACCCCAACACCGGUGCCCCCCAGCCAUCCCACAGCGGGGAGCAGAGGGCUUCCUUGGAUACGGUGAAACCUGCUGCUGUCUCUCUGGUGGCUCACUAUGACACCUGA
Conger conger (European conger) is the source of this 1188-nucleotide messenger RNA. Its product is annotated as vertebrate ancient opsin-like. The transcript has 4 exons. The record is from RefSeq and is a predicted model, not a curated record. Gene Ontology annotation, molecular function: G protein-coupled receptor activity. Bases 1 to 1188 code for a protein of 395 amino acids. Gene Ontology annotation, biological process: visual perception; G protein-coupled receptor signaling pathway. Gene Ontology annotation, cellular component: photoreceptor outer segment; membrane. NCBI's taxonomy places the organism in Eukaryota, Metazoa, Chordata, Actinopteri, Anguilliformes, Congridae.